AAAAAAACAAAAAACAAAAAAAUUCAUAUUGUACUACAAUAAUAUAUUUUGUAUCGUACCACAUCAUAUUCAUUGGAAAAUUUCAUUUCUCUCUCCUCACUCUCUCACAGAGAAAGAGAGAAAGAAUACAAGAGAAGAGAGAAGAGAGAGUAGCCCAGAACCAGAAGAAGCAAAGCAAUUGCUCCUCUGACGAACUGCCGUUUCAUUUCAAUUUUCUAAGUCAGCCAUCAAUAAUUGGAAACCAUCAUGGGGAGGAAGAAGCGAACUCAAAAUCCUAGUGGAGGUGAAAGCUCCGAGCGUCAGGAAGGUAGUGGGGGCAGUGAUCAAGCAUUCCGAAGGACUUCCCCUUCACCUUCACCUUCACCUUCACCUUCACCCCAACAACACAAUGAAGGACCAAGAGGAGGAAGUUACCAAGGUGGAAGAGCCUGGGCCCCACAAGGACCACAAGGGCCACAAGGACCACAAGGACCACAAGGAGGCCAGAGAGGCUAUGGUGGUGGUGGUGGCGGCCGUGGCCGUGGGAUGCCACAACAGCAGCAAUAUAGUUAUGCUGGGACCUCGGCUCAGGCGCAUGAAUAUCGAGGUAGGGGCAGGGGUGGUCAGGGAGGAGGAGGCCCAACUCAGGCAGGAGGAGGUCGUGGCGGUCAUGGCGGCGGCGGUCGUGGCCGUGGGGGAGGAGGACCUUCUUAUGUUGGUGGUCCAGCCAGACCAUCAGUUCCCGACCUGCACCAAGCGACCCCUGCUCCAUAUGUUGCCGGGGUCACCCCUCAGCCCACAGGCCCCACAGCCUAUGCACCCUAUACGCCCUAUGAGCCUCAGUCUUCAGAAUUGGUACAGCCUUUUCAACAGAUUUCUAUCCAGCAAGAAGGUGCUCCUGCUCCUGCUCCUGUCCAUGCAAUUCAACCCAUUCCAGCCUCAAGUAAGUCUGUGAGGUUCCCUCUUCGCCCUGGCAGAGGCACCACUGGCAUAAAAUGUAUAGUCAAGGCAAACCACUUCUUCGCUGAAUUGCCAGACAAAGAUUUGCACCAGUAUGAUGUUACAAUUACACCUGACAUUGCAUCACGGAGGUUGAAUCGGGCUGUGAUGAAGCGGCUGGUGGAUUUAUACAGGGAAUCCCAUCUUGGAAAUCGGCUCCCUGCCUAUGACGGGCGCAAGAGUCUGUAUACUGCUGGGCCACUUCCUUUCUCAUCAAAAGAAUUUAAGAUCGCACUUAUGGAUGACGAUGAUGGAUCAGGCGGGCAAAGGAGGGAGAGAGAAUUUAAAGUGGUGAUCAAAUUUGCUGCACGUGCUGACCUGCACCAUCUAGAACUCUUUCUGCAGGGGAGGCAAGCUGAGGCUCCUCAGGAAGCCCUUCAGGUUCUUGACAUUGUUCUGCGUGAAUUGCCUACUGCUAGUUACUAUCCUGUGGGGCGUUCAUUUUAUUCCCCUGAUCUGGGGAGAAGGCAGUCACUCGGUGAGGGUUUGGAAAGUUGGCGUGGAUUCUAUCAAAGUAUUCGUCCAACGCAGAUGGGGCUGUCUCUGAAUAUUGAUAUGUCCUCUACGGCUUUCAUUGAGCCACUGCCGGUCAUUGAAUUUGUCAAUGAGCUGCUCAAUCGAGAUAUUUCAUCUAGACCAUUGUCUGAUGCUGAUCGGGUGAAGAUAAAGAAGGCUCUACGAGGAAUCAAGGUUGAGGUCACUCACCGUGGAAAUAUGCGCAGAAAAUACCGCAUAUCUGGUUUGACAUCGCAGGCCACAAGAGAACUGACUUUUCCACUUGAUGAAAGAGGUACUAUGAAAUCAGUUGUUGAGUACUUUCAUGAAACCUAUGGUUUCAUUAUUAAGCACACCCAACUGCCUUGUCUACAAGUGGGAAAUCAACAAAGAUCAAAUUAUUUGCCCAUGGAGGUCUGCAAAAUUGUUGAGGGUCAAAGGUACUCAAGGAGGUUGAAUGAGAGGCAGAUUACUGCUUUGCUGAAGGUGACCUGUCAGCGUCCUCACGAAAGGGAACUUGAUAUCAUGCAGACAGUUCGUCAAAAUGCUUACCACGCAGAUCCUUAUGCUCAAGAGUUUGGAAUUAAAAUAAGUGAGAAUCUCACUUUAGUUGAAGCUCGCAUCCUUCCUGCACCAAGGCUUAAAUAUCAUGAUACGGGUAGAGAAAAAGAUUGCCUGCCUCGCGUUGGACAGUGGAACAUGAUGAAUAAGAAAAUGGUUAAUGGGGGCACAGUCAACAAUUGGAUGUGCAUAAAUUUCUCAUGGAAUGUGCAAGAUGCUGCUGCCCGUCGGUUCUGUCAUGAACUUGCUCAAAUGUGUAACAUUUCUGGCAUGGCAUUUAAUCCAGAACCAGUUCUUCCACCUAUUAGUGCUCGUCCAGAUCAGGUAGAGAGGGCCCUAAAAACUCGCUACCACGAAGCAAUGACCAAACUCCAGCCACAGGGCCAGGAGCUUGAGCUGCUUAUUGCUAUUUUGCCUGAUAAUAAUGGCUCUCUUUAUGGUGAUUUGAAACGAAUUUGUGAAACAGAUCUUGGCCUUGUUUCCCAGUGCUGUUUAACGAAGCACGUAUUUAAGACAAAUAAGCAACAGUAUUUGGCAAAUGUAACAUUGAAGAUUAAUGUGAAGGUUGGGGGAAGGAAUACAGUGCUAGUUGAUGCUCUGUCAAGGCGAAUUCCUUUAGUCAGCGACCGGCCUACCAUCAUUUUCGGUGCUGAUGUCACCCAUCCUCAUCCUGGAGAGGAUUCAAGUCCAUCAAUUGCGGCUGUUGUGGCUUCUCAAGAUUGGCCUGAAGUUACAAAGUAUGCUGGUUUGGUUUCUGCUCAAGCCCAUCGACAGGAACUCAUCCAAGAUUUGUUCAAAACAUGGCAGGAUCCAGCAAGAGGGACAAUGUCUGGUGGCAUGAUCAAGGAACUGCUCAUAUCUUUCCGUAGAUCAACUGGGCAGAAACCUCAACGUAUCAUAUUUUACAGGGAUGGUGUCAGUGAAGGCCAGUUUUAUCAAGUUUUGCUGUAUGAACUUGACGCCAUUCGUAAAGCAUGUGCCUCUUUGGAGCCUGACUAUCAGCCUCCCGUGACUUUUGUUGUGGUUCAGAAGCGACAUCAUACCAGGUUGUUUGCCAACAACCAUUCUGACCCCAAAGCUGUUGACAGAAGUGGGAAUAUAUUACCUGGUACCGUUGUCGACUCCAAAAUCUGUCAUCCAACUGAAUUUGACUUCUACUUGUGCAGCCAUGCUGGAAUCCAGGGCACUAGCCGUCCAGCUCAUUACCAUGUGCUAUGGGAUGAAAACAAGUUUUCAGCUGAUGGAUUGCAGACCCUUACAAAUAACCUUUGCUAUACAUAUGCAAGGUGCACACGUUCUGUUUCCGUGGUGCCCCCUGCAUACUAUGCACAUCUUGCUGCAUUCCGAGCGCGGUUCUAUCUGGAACCACAGACGUCAGAAGGGGGGUCAGUGACAAGUGGUGCGAAUGCUGGACGUGGGUACACGGGUGGACGGGGCACGCGAGCACCGAAUGCGAAUGCUGCUGUGAGGCCUUUACCUGCUCUGAAGGAGAAUGUGAAAAGGGUUAUGUUCUACUGUUAGGGAUAGAUUGUCUGGCCUGGGCCCUAAACCCUGGUGCAGUAAUCAUAAUAAUAAUGGGCUGUCACUUCACUUGCUGGUUGUAAUUAAGUUAAGAUAAUAUAGUUGUAGUAAGUAAUGAUGAUGUAUGUGUUUGCUUGCUAGUUGCUGCGCAUCAUCCUGGCUGGUGAUGUGUUAAGUAUGUGAUACAUUAGUUGAGAUGCUGAAUAAUCUGUCCGUCCACAGGGACAGGGGGACCUUUCCUUUGCUUGUCUAUGACAAUGUAUAUUUGUUUUGAGUGACUUAUCCUGGGCUGGGCCUUGUGAAUUGUGAACUGAUAAUGUGUUUUGUUGAACCGGGUGCUGGUGACUCAUCUGAUGUAAUUGGAAAAGCUUGAAGCAGUCUGAGAUGG
Prunus dulcis (almond) is the source of this 3943-nucleotide messenger RNA. Its product is annotated as protein argonaute 1-like. Gene Ontology annotation, biological process: regulatory ncRNA-mediated post-transcriptional gene silencing. The transcript is spliced from 22 exons. NCBI's taxonomy places the organism in Eukaryota, Viridiplantae, Streptophyta, Magnoliopsida, Rosales, Rosaceae. The record is from RefSeq and is a predicted model, not a curated record. Gene Ontology annotation, molecular function: RNA binding; protein binding. Bases 247 to 3555 code for a protein of 1102 amino acids. Gene Ontology annotation, cellular component: cytoplasm.